AUGGCUCGUUGCGUGCGUGGCCCGGUGGGUAGUAGCAGCAGUUACUGUACCUAUCUGCUUCAACACCUUGCAGUGAUACUUUCCUUGUCGACUGUCAUCACUGCUCCUCAAAAUUCCCUCUUACACUUUUCUUCUAGGGGUCUUGCCUGGUUGUCUUCGUUAUCAUCCUCAGAAUUCUUCGUAGUUAUUUCUCACCAUGGUGUUUCGGUUGAUGAACCAUCCAACUUUGAGGCCAUGGACCCCUCGCCUGACCUUCGCCCCAAGCAGCUUUUGGCAGUCUGUGUACCCUCAGUUUUGGUCACGGCACUGAAUGCAUUGACCUUGGGUGCCAUGGUUCCUGAGCUGGGCGGCGGGUUCGCACAGUCAAUUGGCUGGAGAUGGAUUUUCUGGGUUAAUGUGCCACUGUGCAUACUCGGUUUCGCAGCUGUUGUUGUAUUCCUGAAGCUAGACCAUGUCCUGGGCGCAUUCGUUACUGAGACGGCCAGAUUUGACCAGCUCGGCGCUGCCAUCCUCAUCGCUUCUAUCACUAGCCUCCCGGUGGCUAUGUCGUGGUGUAAUAUUAUGUUCGCGUGGCCAUUAUGGCAGACGAUCUUACUAUUCGUAAUGGGGCUGUCUGGUCUGGUUGCCUUUGUUCUUUACGAGGCCAAGUCACCCAACGAAUCUAGGGUUCAGUCUCCAUGUUCAGUCAGCGGAUGGGGCUGGUCCGUUACUUGGGCACCUUCAUCCAAGGCAUCAUACUCUGAUGUCUCCUCUGCUACACACUCCUCUAUUGCCAGUACGUUAAAGGCUAUAGUGCCAACGUGUGGCGUGACGAUUUCCCCCGAUAACUUUGCCAUUUCUCUGGCCUGA
Pseudomassariella vexata is the source of this 849-nucleotide messenger RNA. RefSeq lists its product as uncharacterized. Gene Ontology annotation, biological process: transmembrane transport. The transcript has 3 exons. Gene Ontology annotation, molecular function: transmembrane transporter activity. Bases 1 to 849 code for a protein of 282 amino acids. Lineage: Eukaryota; Fungi; Ascomycota; Sordariomycetes; Amphisphaeriales; Pseudomassariaceae. The record is from RefSeq and is a predicted model, not a curated record.